Molecule: messenger RNA, 3619 nt
Organism: Paramecium primaurelia
Lineage: Eukaryota; Ciliophora; Oligohymenophorea; Peniculida; Parameciidae
Source: the annotation of a GenBank genome assembly
AUGGGAAUUUGUACAAGUAAUAAAAGCAACAGAGUUCAUAAUCAGAAUAAUCAUCAUGAAAUAGAUUAUAAACCUUUUAUUUUUGACACAUCAAUAGUACCUGAGUAGUAGCCGUAAGUGAAUACAAAGUAAACAAAUACUGUGGCUGAUCGAAUUAUUCCCUAGCACAAUAAUACUGACCAAACUAAAACAGAAUAUGAUCGCGUUUUCCAAGAAAUGUAAUGUAUUAAGCUCAUUUUAGGCAAAAAAAAUAAUAAGCAAAAUUUGAGGAUUCAAAAUUUCCUCCAAAUAAAUGUAGUCUUUCAUCAGAUCCUAAUUUUCAAAAAGGAAAAAACAUUGUCUGGAAGAGGCCAGACCAAUUUUUAGAGCCAGGUUAAAUUAAAUUGUUUGAUGUAAUAUCUAUUUAACUAUUUAGACAAUCGAUCCUAUGGACAUCAAGUAAGGUGAGCUUGGAGAUUGCUAUUUUUUAAGUUCAUUAUCAGCUUUGGCUGAAAUUCCAUAAUAAGUAUAAAAAUUAUUCCGACAUCAAGAAUAUUAAUAGAAUGGUAAGAGUAAUUUCUAAACAUAAAGGGCUUUAUGGAAUUUUUAUGUGUAAUAAUGGAAUAUUACAAGAGUGUGUGGUUGAUGAUUAUAUUCCCUGUAAUUAGAAAGGAUAUCCAAUAUUUUCUAAAGCAAAUGGAAAUGAAUUAUGGGUCCUUCUUUUGGAAAAAGCAUAUGCUAAAAUCUAUGGAUCCUAUAAUAAAAUAGAAUAAGGUUUAGCAGGUUAUGCAUUAAAAGAUUUAACCGGAGCUCCAAGUGAAUAUUUUAUCAGAAAAGCUGAAACCUUAGAAGAUGCUGAUUUAUGUUGGGAUUUUAUGGAGAAAAAUGAUAAAGAAAAAUAUAUACUAACUGCAUCUUCAGAAACAAAUGAAUAAGGUAUGGAAUAAGAUAAUGGAAAUGGUAUAGUAUCUUAACACUGCUAUGCAAUAUUGGAUUUAUAAAGAGUCAUUGCAAGUGAUGGGCAACCUGAUAGAAUAAUUAGGAUUAGAAAUGUAUAAAUUUAAAGUGAAUUUGUAUAGCCUUGGGGUAGAAAAGAAUGGACUAAAGACUGGAGUGAUAGUUCUUCAAAAUGGACCCCUGAAUUAAGAGAGAGAUUGCAAGUUUAGCAAAGAGAUGAUGGAAUUUUUUGGAUGAGUGUUAAUGAUUUUAUAACUGAAUUUAGUUCUGUUUGUGUAUGCAAAUUUAAACCAGAUUAUUUAUACACUGCUACACCCCUUAAAGUUUAGAAAUCAGAUGUUGUAACUAAAAAAGUGAUUUUGAUGAAGGUUUAUGAAUAAGCACAUGCAUUUAUAUCAUUAACCUAAUCAGAUAAACGCUUUUUCUAGAAAGGUCAUUAAUAUUCAUUAGCCAGAUUAAUUAUAGGACAAUUAGAAACAAAUAAAAAAGAGGUUUUACAUUAUUCAGGUUCUGCUUUUGAGAAUGAAAGGGAUAUUGUAGUUGAGAAAGUAUUUGAGCCAGGAUAUUAUGCACUAUACGUUGAAGUAGAUUGGACAUAAAAUUAUGAUCGAUAUCUAGCAGUAUCAUGUUAUGGAUCAAAAUCAGUUUAAUUUAGUGAGUUAGAAUUUACAGCUGGUUAAGAAAAACUCAUUAUUGAUAACAUUUUCGAUGGGUUUUUAAGAGCGCAUGAGAGAGACACAGAUGAAGAAAAAGUUAAAGAUAUUGAACCUGGAAUCAGAAGAAUUUCAGGAAUGGUUGGUGGUUAUCUUUAUUAUUGGUAUCAAAAUUAAACAACCAUAAAAACACUUCAUGAGAUUCUUUAGUUAAAUAAAAUAUAAAAUUUGGAGAUAUGUCCACCUUAUUAAAAUCCAAACGAGGUAAAAAUUUAAUGCAAUCCUUUAUCAACAGUUAUGGUUAAAUAUAGAGUUACCAAACAAGGUGGAGGUUCUUUUGGAUACUCAUUNAUAUUUUCUAAAGCAAAUGGAAAUGAAUUAUGGGUCCUUCUUUUGGAAAAAGCAUAUGCUAAAAUCUAUGGAUCCUAUAAUAAAAUAGAAUAAGGUUUAGCAGGUUAUGCAUUAAAAGAUUUAACCGGAGCUCCAAGUGAAUAUUUUAUCAGAAAAGCUGAAACCUUAGAAGAUGCUGAUUUAUGUUGGGAUUUUAUGGAGAAAAAUGAUAAAGAAAAAUAUAUACUAACUGCAUCUUCAGAAACAAAUGAAUAAGGUAUGGAAUAAGAUAAUGGAAAUGGUAUAGUAUCUUAACACUGCUAUGCAAUAUUGGAUUUAUAAAGAGUCAUUGCAAGUGAUGGGCAACCUGAUAGAAUAAUUAGGAUUAGAAAUGUAUAAAUUUAAAGUGAAUUUGUAUAGCCUUGGGGUAGAAAAGAAUGGACUAAAGACUGGAGUGAUAGUUCUUCAAAAUGGACCCCUGAAUUAAGAGAGAGAUUGCAAGUUUAGCAAAGAGAUGAUGGAAUUUUUUGGAUGAGUGUUAAUGAUUUUAUAACUGAAUUUAGUUCUGUUUGUGUAUGCAAAUUUAAACCAGAUUAUUUAUACACUGCUACACCCCUUAAAGUUUAGAAAUCAGAUGUUGUAACUAAAAAAGUGAUUUUGAUGAAGGUUUAUGAAUAAGCACAUGCAUUUAUAUCAUUAACCUAAUCAGAUAAACGCUUUUUCUAGAAAGGUCAUUAAUAUUCAUUAGCCAGAUUAAUUAUAGGACAAUUAGAAACAAAUAAAAAAGAGGUUUUACAUUAUUCAGGUUCUGCUUUUGAGAAUGAAAGGGAUAUUGUAGUUGAGAAAGUAUUUGAGCCAGGAUAUUAUGCACUAUACGUUGAAGUAGAUUGGACAUAAAAUUAUGAUCGAUAUCUAGCAGUAUCAUGUUAUGGAUCAAAAUCAGUUUAAUUUAGUGAGUUAGAAUUUACAGCUGGUUAAGAAAAACUCAUUAUUGAUAACAUUUUCGAUGGGUUUUUAAGAGCGCAUGAGAGAGACACAGAUGAAGAAAAAGUUAAAGAUAUUGAACCUGGAAUCAGAAGAAUUUCAGGAAUGGUUGGUGGUUAUCUUUAUUAUUGGUAUCAAAAUUAAACAACCAUAAAAACACUUCAUGAGAUUCUUUAGUUAAAUAAAAUAUAAAAUUUGGAGAUAUGUCCACCUUAUUAAAAUCCAAACGAGGUAAAAAUUUAAUGCAAUCCUUUAUCAACAGUUAUGGUUAAAUAUAGAGUUACCAAACAAGGUGGAGGUUCUUUUGGAUACUCAUUAAAAUCUUAAACAUCUGUUAUUUAAGUCAAAUCAGAAUAAGAUAUUAUUUAACAAGCUAUUCAAUAAGCAGACUAAAAAGUAUAAAGAAGCAUUGAAGGAUAAGUAUUUAAAUAUAAAUAUUAAGAACAUAUAAGUCUUCUUUUAUAUUGUUAAGUAUCCAGCAGGAGUUGCUUUCUACUAUGAAAAUAAAGAAUCUAGAAUAUAUCAAGAGACCAUUUAAUUAGAAGUCUCUAAUCUGAAAGGAAUAGAAUUAGAUAUUACUUAAAAUGUAGUCAUAGUAAUCCCCCCUGGAUAAUCUAAACUGAUUUAAUUGCAAUCUAUAGAUCCAAGCUAAGGAUAUUCAUAUAAAUACUCAAUUUCAUAUACAUUAAUGUGAAUGAAAAAUUGACAAAUUAGGC